Belonocnema kinseyi is the source of this 1631-nucleotide messenger RNA. RefSeq lists its product as uncharacterized. Gene Ontology annotation, molecular function: DNA binding. The record is from RefSeq and is a predicted model, not a curated record. NCBI's taxonomy places the organism in Eukaryota, Metazoa, Arthropoda, Insecta, Hymenoptera, Cynipidae. Bases 174 to 1232 code for a protein of 352 amino acids. Gene Ontology annotation, cellular component: transcription regulator complex; nucleus. The transcript is spliced from 4 exons. Gene Ontology annotation, biological process: regulation of transcription by RNA polymerase II.
GUAUUUUUGAAAUGUUCUUCGGCUCUUACAACCAAUCAUUUUCCAGUAAAGAGAAUCUUCCAAUAAGAAAUAUUUGUUUACAAAACAGUGUCCCAAAAUCGUUAUUGACUCGAACAAAACAUCAAAACGUCAAAUAUACCUCGGGAAUAAGUUAAUAUUUAUCAAAAAUCAAAAUGAUGCCAACAAUGCCACCCGAUAAUCAUCAAAUUUCGCUGAAAGUUAUCGAAGCUGUGAAACAACACCCGGUGCUUUAUAUUUCCGAAGUCAAAAGCAGUGUCAUCAAAUUGCAGGAAUUUCGACAAAAAGUUUGGAAAAGGAUUUCAGAUGAAUUGGGACUUGAUUCCGGUUGGGUGAAACUCAGAUGGAAGAAUCUUAGAGACACAUACUGUCGAAUCCUAAAAUACAAAAACAAAGCUGAGAAAGGAAUCCGGAGAAAAAAAUGGAUAUUUGAAGAUCACUUGGGCUUCCUGAAAUUUCCUUACGAGCCAGAUUUCGAACCCCAGUGUGUCGUUCUCUCCGAUGAAUACGUCCAGGACAUAAAUUGCGGCGGCCUGAGUUGCGACGACCUCCUCGAACAAUUGGAAGAUCGAGACGAGGACUACAGCGAGUACCUAGAAUUAGAAGAAACAGCCGCCGAUCCGAUUUCGGCAAUUUCCCGAAAUGAGGCGGAAAUCGCGACCCGGAAUUUGACGCAAACCCUUUCCGAGAGUCCGGAACCUGUCCGGAAAAAGCCGGACGUCACCUCCUACGCCCAGGAAAUAGAAUCAAAAUACCGGAAGAUUCGACCCAAAAGGGUCAAACUGGACGAGCCGAGUCCGGUCGAGAUUAAUAAUUACAAUAUCCAAACGAAAAACUCCGCCUCGAUUCAGGAGAAUUUAGAAAAUUCGAUAUUUUUAACGAGUCCGACGACGAACUUGACACAGUAUCCGAUCAACAAUAAAGAAUCUGAGCCGGAGGAGGAAGUUGAGGAGGAAAAUGAGGACGAGGAGAAGCAGAUCAAAAGCGGCCUCGAGCUUUUUUUCGACAGCAUGGCGCAGACGGUGAAAAAAUUGCCCUCGAAAGUCCAGGCGGACAUUAAAUUAGAUAUUUGUAGGAUAGUGACGGAGGCAGAAGUGAGAUUUUCCAAGCGACUUUUGGAAGAGACGGAUGAAGAAACGGGGGGACCGGAUUCGGGACUGAUUCCGAAAUUAGUUCUGAUUCCUUGCAGCAUGAUUGACAAGCAGAAAAAGUGAUGAGAUACAGAGUAGAGAGACUUUACUAAAGUUUAAAUUAUUUUAAAGAGUUUCUUCCCUCAACAAAAUAAUGGACAGAUUGUUUAUAUGUACAAAAGAAUUUGGGUUUGUAAAAAAUAUGAUAUUCAUUCAUCGCCUCCAGAUUCUAGAAUUAAAAGUAUUAUCGGCAAGAUAAUAAUUAUUGAGUGUCGACGGAAACUGCAUUUGAUUCUCCAUGAGCGAGAGAAAAAAUUGGAACAAAUAAUCCGGAGUAAUGCAAAUAAUUGUAAGUAAUUUAGGUAAUCCAGUUGUAAUCUCAUAAUUUGAUAAUUCAAAGUUAUUCAAGUAAUUAAUAUGUUACCUAGAUAAUUUGGUAUAAUUUAAUCUACUUUAGUGAAAAUUAAACAGUUUUGUUUUAAA